Messenger RNA from Lodderomyces oxycetoniae, 2397 nucleotides. RefSeq names its product putative serine/threonine protein kinase (gene KSP1). NCBI's taxonomy places the organism in Eukaryota, Fungi, Ascomycota, Pichiomycetes, Serinales, Debaryomycetaceae. The record is from RefSeq and is a predicted model, not a curated record. Gene Ontology annotation, molecular function: ATP binding; protein serine/threonine kinase activity. The coding region runs from base 1 to 2397 and encodes 798 amino acids. Gene Ontology annotation, cellular component: cytoplasm. Gene Ontology annotation, biological process: protein phosphorylation; intracellular signal transduction. The transcript has a single exon.
AUGGAGCAGUUUGAACUAUACGAGAAAGGCGAGCUACUAAGAGACAGGUAUUUAAAAGUCAGCGAUAUUAGCGAGGGGUCUUACGGUAUAGUCUCUGUUGCCAAAGACACAAAGAGAAGUAAUCUACUAGUGGCUGUUAAAUUUAUUUACCCCGUUGACUACAAAAAGAACCUGAAGAAAGAUUACAGUUUCACAAGUAGACCUUCUUCGAGUCCUGCACGUUUGAAGUCACCUCAACAGCAAAAUGGAGUGACUACCAUUAAACAAGGGAAAAAUCAAGAUACCAAUUCUAUUUUCAAUAGUGUAUUGAACGAAGCUCAAAAGGAAAUCAGAAUACACGCAAUCCUAGGUGACCACCCAAAUAUAUCUAAACUUUACGAUCAUUUUGAUUCCUGUUUAGUUUUGGAGUUUUGUUCAAGAGGCGACUUGUACGAAGCUAUUCAUAAGGGUAAUGGUCCUGAAACAACUCAAGAUAUUAAGGAUGUUUUUUUACAAAUUUUGCACGCGGUUGAAUAUUGCCAUUCAAAAGGUGUUUAUCAUCGGGACUUGAAACCCGAGAAUAUUCUUAUUGCUGAGGAUUGGAGUAUUAAGAUUUGUGACUGGGGUUUGGCAACAACAACCAAAAUCGUUACCGAUAAAAAUGAAUUUGAUAUUGGGUCAGAGAGGUAUAUGGCCCCGGAGUUGUUUGAUAGUGAGAUUGAUUCUUAUGAUGCUUCCAAAAUUGAUAUUUGGUCAGUAGGAAUCAUAUUGUUGACAUUGGUUUUCCAUAAAAAUCCCUUUCAAGUUGCCAAUUAUUCGGACAAGAGGUUUUUGCAAUUUGUUAAUAAUAGGGAGGCGUUGUUUGACAUUUUUUCAACGAUGAGUAGUGAUUUGUUCCCAGUUUUGAGGUUUAGUUUAACAAUUGAUCCUGACAAUAGGGAUUUAAAAGGUCUUGAAGAGGAGUUGAAUGCUUUGAGAUUUUUCACGAUUGAUGAGGAGUACGAAGUCAGUGACUAUGAAUACGACGAGGAGGAGGAGGAGGAAGAAGAAGAAGAGGAGGAGGAGGAAGACUAUGGUUCGUUUGAUGAAGAUAAUAGAGUACAUGUUUCACAUAUGACUACGCCUAUACCUACAUCCAUAAAGAUUAGAGUUGGUACUGAGGAUAGUAAUAACAAUAACAACAACAGCAACAACAGCAACAGCAACAACAACAACAGCAGCAACAGCAACAGCAGCAACAACAACAACAGCAACAACAACAGCAACAAUAAUAAUGAUGAUAAUGAUAAUGAUAAUGUUAACGCUUCCCCAAAUCAACUGGGAAAGUUUGGUUUUAGCUUGUCCAGAUCGGUUGAUGAGAUACCUCACAAUCACCGAGCAGAUGCUUUACUAUCAACCAAUACUAAAUCCAAACCUAUUCCAAUUAAGACCCUUGACUUCAAGUUUAUACGCAAUACAAGAAAGCCAUUGAAUGUUGCAUCGUAUAAUCAAACUUCCAACAUUAAUGGGAAAUAUGCCAACAAUAGUUAUAAUAAUCGUCUUAAUUUCCAUAGGGAGGAUUAUUUUACACCAAAGUCUGUUUUCAACCAUUAUAUGGACAAGUAUGGGGAGAAAAGAGGACACAUGGGCUUAAACAAUAAUAUUAAUGGUAAUGGUUCCUCUGAUUUUCCCAAAAGAGCUCCAUUACUUCGCAGAAAGAGGACUUGGAAGCAGAAUUUUAGAAAAAAACAACGCCAUGCUACUAGUAAUAAGAUUUACGCGAUUGGUAAUGGAACCUAUACUAGUGGUCUUCCAAAGAGUAUACCUAAAGUAUCUGAACAAGCUUUAAACGAUUCUCACAAUCAUCAACUGGUAAGGGGAAGAAAGUCAAGGCUGUACUCUACAUCUAAGUUGAAAAGGAAUUUUCUUGGAAAUGGGAAUACUAAUAUGAACGGGUUUAAUUUCCACUCACUGCCACGUUCUGCAGUCACUCCUGGUUCUAGUGUGAUAUCCAAUUUAUCUAAUUCAGGAAAAUAUAUUCCACCCUUUUUGCGCUCGCCACCCAAUCCAGCUCAGAAAUCACCACAUAUUGGACCAUUACCUGAGGAGCUCGAUCAUUUGUCUUUGGGUAACGAUUAUGAUGAAGUGUUUCACUUGGAAGAUGAUUUCGAUGUUACUUUUGACCAAAAGCUAGAUUUGGAGGAUGAGGAUGUCAUUGGUUGCUCCUCUAGCGGUGAGCUUGAUUCUCAAACAAAACAUCGACCAAGCGAUGCUGGAAUUUUUCUGAUGUCUACUGGACAAGCAAAGUCUUCAAGUACUUCACCUACGCAAACAUCAGCCAAGGAUUCUGAUGAUCAAAAGUACGUCCCUCCAUUUAGACGCGGAUCUAUUUCGCAACCAAUUAAGAAACAGUUAAUUGUUGCUUCUAGUUUAAAGUAA